AUGGAAAAUCCAGAUGGAAAUAACGAGGAAGUACCACCUCCACCUCCCCUUAAUCAAGACCAAAUCAUCCUCCUACAACAACAAAUGGAGGAGAUGAGAAGGGAAAGAGAGGAGGAAAGGAGAAGAGAUGCACCAGUUAGAAAUGCAUUUGGGAAUGUUAAUAUCCCAAUGCCACCCAUUGAUCCAAGAGUGAAUGCCAACAAUUUUGAGUUGAAGACGACAUUGAUCCAAUUUGUGGAGCAACGUGUUUUCUCGGGAAGGCCCACAGAGGAUCCUAAUAUGCACUUAGCCAAAUUCUUGGAGAUUGCCAACACAACCAAGCUUAAUGGGGUUCCCGAAGAUACAAUCAAGCUUAGGCUAUUCCCAUUCUCAUUGACGGGAUAUGCUAGAGAUUGGUUUGAUAACCUUGAGCCGGGCUCGGUUAUAAGUUGGGAAGACUUAGCCAAAAAGUUCUUGGGGAGGUUCUUUCCUCUUAGCUCUACUCUCAACCUACAAGCGGAGAUCUCCCAUUUUAAAAUGAAGAGCCAAGAGUCUAUGUUUGAAGCAUGGGAGAGAUUUAACGCUUUGUUGAAGAAGUGUCCUAACCAUGGGCUAUCUCCGGGCCAUCAAGUGAGCCUUUUCUAUAAUGGAUGCUCGGAAUUUAUCAAAAGUCAACUAGACUUUGGUUCGGGAGGAUCAUUCUUAGAUAAGGGGGUCGGUGAGUGCAAAAAGAUGCUUCAAAGGCUUGCAUACACUAGCAAGAGUUGGAGCUCGGGUCGAGAUGGCUCUAUGCCGGUAGCUUCGGUUGUUGAUUCGGAUGCAUUCAAUCUCCUCAACCAACAAAUGAUGAUUCUCAAUCAAAAGGUGGAUAGCAUAAGUUUGGGGAUGGUACCCAAUGUAGAGCCUCAAUCUACCGUAGAGGAUGUUAAUUAUGUGCAUCAAGGGGGAAACCAAGGAGAAAAUCAAAGGAACUUCUACAAUUAUCGCCCCAACAAUGGGGGUGGUAAUUACCAUCCAUCCUUCAAUGCACAUCCAAAUCUUUCUUAUGGGAAUCCAAAUAAUGCUAUUCAACCAAGUGGGGUUAACAAUGCACCUAACACUUCAAAGUCUUCAAUUGAUGUUACCAAUGAGCUUCUAAAAGCUUUGAUGGAGAAGACCGAUGGGAUUAUGAAACACUCUACCAAGAGAAUUGAUAAAGUUGAGACGGCGGUAGUAGAAGUUACUACAAGAAUGGGGGCAAUAUGA
This is a messenger RNA of Salvia hispanica, 1224 nucleotides long. NCBI's taxonomy places the organism in Eukaryota, Viridiplantae, Streptophyta, Magnoliopsida, Lamiales, Lamiaceae. The record is from RefSeq and is a predicted model, not a curated record.